AAAAAUGGUGAAGGGAAAUACUUGUCCACGAGAAGGCCACAAUAAUCUUCGUUUCCAAACACAUUCCAAUUUCCCCAUCUUCGUUUCUCUGUUUGCCCAAACCAUUCCGUACACUCAACUUGCCUGCAGAGGAAAGCUUUUUGCAGAUCUCGAAAUUCCCUCUUCUUUCAACUGACUCGCCGGACCUCUUGCCGCCAUGGGUGUCCCAGCCUUCUACCGGUGGCUCGCUGACCGGUACCCGCGAUCCAUCGCCGAUGUGGUUGAGGAAGAGCCACUCGAUGGCCCUAAUGGUGUCCUCUUGCCGAUCGACGUCUCCAAGCCUAACCCUAAUGGAAUGGAGUUUGAUAACUUGUAUUUGGAUAUGAAUGGCAUAAUUCAUCCGUGCUUUCAUCCUGAAGGCAAGCCUCCACCUGCUACGUAUGAUGCUGUAUUUAAAUCCAUUUUCGAUUACAUUGACCAUCUCUUCUCAUUGGUUCGGCCAAGAAAGGUUCUUUACAUGGCAAUUGAUGGCGUUGCACCUAGAGCUAAAAUGAACCAGCAACGCUCCCGGCGUUUCAGAGCUGCAAAAGAUGCUGCUGAGGCCGAAGCUGAAGAAGAAAGAUUAAGAAAAGAGUUUGAAGCUGAGGGGCAAACCUUAUUGCCUAAGGAGAAGCCCGAAACAUGUGAUUCUAAUGUUAUCACUCCUGGAACUGAAUUUAUGGGAGUGCUUUCAGUAGCACUUCAGUAUUAUGCACAAUCAAGAUUAAAUCACAACCCAGGGUGGAGGUUUACAAAGGUUAUUCUAUCUGAUUCAAACGUUCCUGGUGAGGGAGAACACAAAAUUAUGCAAUACAUUCGGCUGCAACGCAAUUUACCUGGUUUUGAUCCAAACACUCGACAUUGUCUGUACGGUCUGGAUGCGGAUCUGAUUAUGCUUAGUCUAGCAACACAUGAGGUUCAUUUUUCAAUCUUAAGAGAGGUAAUAAUGCUUCCAGGGCAACAGGAAAAAUGUUACAAUUGUGGCAAAGUUGGUCAUUUAGCAGCUGAGUGUCGUGGAAAGUCUGAUGGACCGGAAGAUUGGAAUGGAGCGGACGAAACUCCAAUUCAUAAGAAGAAAUAUCAGUUUCUCAACAUUUGGGUUUUACGAGAAUACUUGCAAUAUGAAUUGGACAUUCCCAAUCCACCUUUUGAGAUCAAUUUUGAGCGGAUAGUGGACGAUUUUGUGUUUUUGUGUUUCUUUGUUGGCAAUGAUUUUCUUCCACAUAUGCCAACCUUAGAGAUUAGAGAGGGUGCUAUUAAUUUAUUGAUGCACAUAUAUAGAAAGGAGUUUCCUGCUAUUGGUGGAUAUCUUACUGACGCUGGUGAGGUUUUGUUAGAUAAAGUGGAGCAUUUUAUUCAAGCUGUGGCUGUACAUGAAGACCAAAUAUUUCAAAAAAGAGCUCGAAUUCAGCAGGCACAGGAGAAUAAUGAAGAAAUGAGAGGUAGAGCUAGAAGAGAGAGUGGUCCUCCACCCCCACCUCCAACAGUUGACAAGAUCAAGUUAGGGGAGCCUGGAUACAAGGAGAGGUAUUAUGCUGAGAAGUUCAAUGCCAACCCAGCAAACAUUGCUGAAAUAAGACAAGAUGUGGUCCUGAAGUAUGUGGAGGGUUUAUGUUGGGUCUGUCGAUAUUACUAUUCUGGGGUUUGCUCUUGGCAAUGGUACUAUCCUUAUCAUUAUUCGCCUUUUGCCUCUGACCUUAAAAACUUGGCUGAUUUGGAGAUAACUUUUUUCCUUGGAGAGCCAUUUAAGCCUUUUGAUCAACUGAUGGGAACUCUGCCAGCUGCAAGUUCAACCGCCCUUCCUGAGAAAUACAGAAACUUGAUGACAGAUCCAUCGUCGCCUAUCCUUGAAUUUUAUCCUUCAGACUUUGAGAUUGACAUGAAUGGAAAGCGAUUUCUGUGGCAGGGUGUUGCCAAAUUGCCUUUCAUUGACGAGAGAAAGUUGCUUGCUCAAACUAGGAGACUUGAAUGGUCUUUAACGGAUGAAGAGAAGAAUCGGAAUAGUAUUAUGCUUGAUUUGCUUUAUACACAUUGUACCCAUCCAUUAUCUGCACAGAUUUUCUCUUAUUACCAAGUUGCUAGUCAGCUACCUCCACAUGCAAGAACUUGUUGGGUGAUUGACACGAAUGCAAGCGGCGGGAUGAAUGGAUAUCUCUGGUUGUGUGAGAGAAAUGUAAUCCGAAAUGUUGUUCCGUCACCAAUCAUCGGUUUGCCGGAUAUCCAGUGUAAUCAAGUCCUAAAUGUUACAUAUCUUAAUCCUCAGAAGCACAAACAUAUCCCUGAACCUCCAAAGGGAGCAAUCAUUCCCAAAAAGGUUCUAAGUUCCUUGGAUAUCAAACCAUUCCCUACAUUAUGGCAUGAAGAUAAUAGUUCCCGGCGCUCUCAUGGUAGAGAACGGCCUCGAGUACCUGGAGCUAUUGCUGGCCCUCUAUUGGGAGAAGCAGCUCAUCGUCUUGUCAAAAACACUCUUAAUAUCAAAUCUAAUGGCUCAUCAUCAGGAUUUUUCGAACAACCCUAUUCACGCAAUUUCCCAGGACCACCUAUGUUCUCUCGACCACGACAAGUUGGACCAGGUUUUGAGACGGGGUAUGGCGAAGAUCCAAAUUAUAACUACGGCCACUAUAAUAAUUACCAAGGUGCAUCAGGUAGGCCAAGAUAUUCCCACUCUUCAAAUGGUAUGCCAGGUGACCGGCAAAGUUCUCGUGGAAAUGAUAGAGUACAGCUUCAUGAACAAUACAACAACGUGAGGACUGGAAUGUCUGCUUUGACAAUUGAAGAGAACGUAAGGAAUCGAUCUUCCGACGUUUUAACUCCUGGUCCUCCUCCUGCGAUGUUGCCAAAGAUGCUGAACGUCGGAAACUCAACAAACCAACAGAAUUUUACUCAGGCUACUGACACUCUUCCUUCCCCACCACACAAAUGGAUCAAUAGAGCACCAUCUGGAAAUAUAAUGCAUGCAAGACAACAAGAAAGUUUUCCGGGAGGGGUCAACGAGAAGCAAGUGAGACAAAUGUAUCUAGCAAAGACUCCAGUAUCCCAGAGCGGGUCAGGUUCUGGAAGCAGGCAGUAAUCACCGUUUGUUUGGUUCGUGUUGGUUGUUAUUCGAGCUACCCAAUGCAAGAGCAUUUGUACUUGACAUGGAUUUGAGUGAGGCACAUCCUAACACAAGUGCUUCAGCACGAGUCAUUUGGUGGAAUCACUUCUUGCAUUCUCGUUGUGUAAGUGAAGUUUUUAUUGAGCAACCGGGGACGACGUUUAGAGAUUAAACUAUUUGGAUGCAUGAAGAGAUUCGAGUCAGAAACAAUUGGUAAGAUCAUUUAAUGUAAUUUGUGCAUAUUGUAGCAAUGAAUUCAUCACAAACUGUAGUGUAUCUACAAGUUUUACCUCUAGAAAUUUCCCAACUUAGUUUGGGGGGUUCGAAGAGGAAUUGUAGAGUAGACGUUGAUUAUAGUGAAUCUCAUAGCACACAAGAUAUGUGUAGUUAGUUAAAUAGCUUGUCUUUGUACUUUUUUUUUUUUCUAUUUACUCCUGAGAGAUAGAAGAAAGACAAAAUAUGACUAAAGAGACAAAUGAUUAGAGAUA
This is a messenger RNA of Cucumis melo (muskmelon), 3600 nucleotides long. RefSeq names its product 5'-3' exoribonuclease 4. Gene Ontology annotation, molecular function: zinc ion binding; RNA binding; 5'-3' RNA exonuclease activity. Gene Ontology annotation, cellular component: nucleus. The record is from RefSeq and is a predicted model, not a curated record. Gene Ontology annotation, biological process: nuclear-transcribed mRNA catabolic process. The transcript has 22 exons. The coding region runs from base 197 to 3088 and encodes 963 amino acids. Lineage: Eukaryota; Viridiplantae; Streptophyta; Magnoliopsida; Cucurbitales; Cucurbitaceae.